Pomacea canaliculata is the source of this 3826-nucleotide messenger RNA. RefSeq lists its product as uncharacterized. The record is from RefSeq and is a predicted model, not a curated record. The coding region runs from base 442 to 3534 and encodes 1030 amino acids. The transcript is spliced from 15 exons. NCBI's taxonomy places the organism in Eukaryota, Metazoa, Mollusca, Gastropoda, Architaenioglossa, Ampullariidae.
GUAUCCGUGUGAUAGUCUACCCAUCUCGUUUGCAGUACGGAACAAUAUUUACUGCUUUUUAUAGAAACAGAAGUAUCAUUUCUGAAAAAUGAAGGAAAAACCAUCGAUGAAUAUAUGCAUUUAUUAUCUUUGUGCUUCACGCUAGAAAACAUCCCUAAGACACGCGCUGUAACAUGUAACACACUGGCUACACUUUCCACCUUUCCCAACGGUGUCAAAUCGUGUACAGUCAGUCAGACGUGGCUCGGCUGGAACCUGUCGGUGGGGGAAUGACACGAAUGUACACGGCAGGUUACAUGGCGCACAACCUUUAUCUAUUGUGGGCGAGUCAGCAGGUCCUGUACAGUUCGACCUCCAGACUUUGAUGCUCGUGUUUACGUCCCGGGAACGUGAGGGCGGAAGUCGGACUUGAGCUACAUGGAGAUACCUGGCUAGGAGGUGAUGUUUGUGUAUAACUCUUUCAAAUUUUACUGGUCUGUAAGAAGUAAACAGAAUAUUGAAAUGAUGACAAGGCUGGAUUUUCUACAACACAGUUGCUUAGGAUUUUCCCCGGCCUGGUCAUUCACACAAAAAUUCUUCAUGUUGUUGGCUUGUGUCCCCGCUGUUAUUUUCUCAGCUGCAGAUGUAGGGAGCAAGAAUAGGUGCACAGUGUCACCUGUGCUACCUCUCAGUGAUGCUGUCCUUACCUGUUACUUUCCCGAGGACAUCAGUGUAACUAAGAAAGACUUCACUGUCUAUCAUUAUGCUCGGCCUGGAAGUCCAGUUGCUGUUAUUGACUGCUGGUGGAUAAAAGGCAAACUCGACUGCUAUUCUCAACUUGGUGUGGAGUACAAUAAAACUGUUGGCAAGGACCUGACAGCUACAAUCAAACAAGUGACUUCAGCCCACACCGGCAAAUACGCUUGUCAGGUGUCCGGCUAUGAGGCCAGCUCUUUGGAAAUUUGCGAGUUGCAUUUAAAACUCGGGACCGAGAACACCUGCAGAAUUACCUAUGACAAGUCUGAGAGUCAAGCGAGGCUCGACUGCUUUUUUAACGAAAACCUCGCAGAGACAAGAAAAAGUUUCGCUGUAUAUAGAAGCUACGGUCAAGACAAACAAGCAGUUCUGGUCGAAUGUUUGUGGGAGAACAACCAGCCAAAAUGUCAGGUUGCCAGUGGUUACCAGCUUCAAGAUGCAGUGUCUUCCUAUCUUACUCUGUGGAUACAGGAAGUGACGAAAGAGAAGGAAGGCAAUUAUUAUUGCUUGCCUGCGGGUUCCUUAAUUACUCAGCAGAGCACUUGCUUCUUGUCCAUGUCUGAAGAAGAUGAAGUAGACGACAAUUUGGUGAUUGGCCUUUUACUGGGCUUCCUGCUUUUGGCUGUGACUGUGGCGGUUGGCAUCUUUUUACUGAGAUUUAUAAAAACUGCUAAUCAUCUAACAGAGACAGACGGUGAAAGUCAAAGGAUAUUAAACGUCAAAGAAAACACAAAUAUGUUUGAGGAACAUCUAAAGAGCACAGUUCAAAGGAUGUAUCCUAACAUGCCCGAAUCCUUCUACUUUGUGCCUCCACUUUACUUCAACAAAUGUCGAUACAAACCCCAGUGUGUGGCUGACCAAGUCAUCUACGUACCUCACAGUGCUGACCUCAGUGACGUCAGACAUGACCAGGCCAUGCACCAUGUCCUGCAGUGCCUUCAUCACAUGGCUAAGCAGGAGCAGGAACACAUGUUUGUCCUGACACAGUUCCAGUAUGAAGACUACUUGAACAACCCGGGUGUUGACUUUGAACGGCAUUGCCUCCCUUUACCUUCUGGUUUGGUAGACGAGGACAAGAGUGUCGCCUGCUUUGACUUUCUCGUCGUUCAUCAAGCUCAUGGUAUAUUAGUUGGAGUGGUCAAGGCUGUCAGUGACGAGGACCAAGAUGUACAGCAAGCGACUGAUGUUGUGGUCAGUAAACAGCGAGAUGGAGAUGAUUUCAUAGAAUCACAAGUUGUUGAAGCUGUACAGCAACUGAAGAAGGCUGUUCGUAUGAUAAAUCAUCUUAUGUCCGAUCACAAGCCGUUUCCAGGAAUUCGGCAGACUUUGAUGUUACCGAGACUGACAAGACAAGCAUUACUGCGAGCUGUUGUGGGUAACACAGAACUGGUUGAGAACUUGAGGAAUUGCCUAGGAGCAACAGCUGCCAAAGAUCCCACUGAUUUCUGUUUGUGUGCUGAAGACCUGUCGGAUACGACCGGAUAUAAUAUGAUUAAUUGUAUACAGGAAAGCUGGAAGUGGCUGGUUGAUCGUAAAGAGGAAGGCAAUAUGACACAAACAUUGUAUCUCAGCAUGAUAGCCAGAUUUUUUGGACCUGCCACACAGUCCACUCUGAUGGUUCCAGAUGACUGUGAACAUUUCGUGUUGCCAAAGACUCUGGCCGAAGCUGUGUCCUUAACAGGAGACUUGUACGAACGUCUGAUGUUAAAUCAGGACAUGGUUGAUCUGCUUGAAGAACCGAUAUUAUUUCUUGGGGGACCACCAAACUCCGGCAAAACAAGAAUGAUGACUCUUGUAGGAAACAAAUGGCUGUCUGAGGGUCAUGAUGUCUUUAUUGUCAACGACUCUUCUUCUAAAAGCUAUCCCUUACUUUCACAUCAGUUGAAAACAUUGACAGCAAGGCACGAAAGUGAUUUAAGUGAUAAUUCAACACGUGGCCGCAUUUAUGAAAAUGAAUGUAACUUCACAUCGGAUGUGUCUCUCAAAACAUCCAUCGACAAGAUGAUCACAAAAGCAGAGGGAAAGGAUCUCUAUGUCCUAGUUGAUGGGGCACAUCUUCACGGGGAAAAGGUAGAGAAAAUGUUGGAAAUCAUUUCUAGUCGAGCUUCAAGUGUUAGCAUGUGGGUGAGCUGCAGUCCUGAGGGUAUGUCCUCAGUGUCAGUCCCACACAAGCUCCUUGACAACCACCUGCAUUGUCCACCCGCUAUCAUUAAAAGAAUGGCAGAAGAAUCACAUGGAUGUGCUAAGACACAAAAUACAAGUCACUGCCCAGCACCUACAGACGGUCCGGCAGUUCUCAAUAUCUUUCACAAGUAUUCAUUAUUAAAUCCCUGGGGACAUGACUGUGUUGAUUGUGGGCUGGAGGUGGGCAGCUUUCUGACCAAACACCUUCUCGUCUCUGAGUCCAAUUAUGCCACAACGAAAUUACAGAAAAAUAAUUCUGAAAAUGACAAGGACGUUACAGAUUCAGCAAUGUGGGAAACAAAAGGAUUGUAUCUGCACUUCAAUGACAUUCUCAUUAUAUUUGAAGAUUCUGGUAACAGUAAAGACUACGGUUUCUUAACAGGACUGAGAAAAUCAGGUGUCAGAGUGCAGACUGUGACAGAUGAAAGCCAUUUCGAUGUUGAACACAGUGACUGUGCGUGGGCGAUGGACAUCGAUCACUUGCUUAAGUACAAAAUAAACAGAAAAAUUCUUGUUUAUGUGGAAAAAAGUUCUGAAUGUCAAAAUGUAGAAAACAAGGUAUUAGCUUUCAGUCACUGUACAUCUCAGCUGGUUGUGGUGAAAUCUUCCUUGUAAAUUAAUCGACUACUUGGUAGUCUGUUGUCCAAAAUAGUCAUAAAUGUUUAAACAUUUUGAAUACUGUUUACUAUUGAUGUUUACUGAUUGUGAAAGACACCAUGCAGUCAAUGACUUCUGUUAACAAAUAUUUGAUGACAAGCUCUCUGGCCAACAUACAGGGAUGCACAUCCAUGAUCCGCGCUCACACACUUACUUCCUCGCACGCAAGUGCGCAACACACCUAGGAUCGGACAUACUAUAUGUUUAUCUUUUAUAAACCCAUCUAUGCCUUUUUUUUCAAUUAAAGAAA